AAUUCCCACCCCAGUCCUGUACAAACCCACUUUGCCCGCAGCGAUGGCUGAAUCACAGAAGGGUUUGGGUUGGACGGGAUUUCAGAGGUAAUUUAAUUUCAAGUCCCCUGCCACGGGCAGGAACAGCUUGCAGCAGCCCAGGAGAAGAGAACCCGUUCAGAGCUGAUAUGGGAGCUCGGCUGGCAGGGCACCUUCUCCCAUCGCUCCUGGACUGAAGUCUGCUCCUGGUUUCCCAUCACCUCCAGGCCGGGGCACGGCCGGGGAGGGACGAUCGAGCCUUUCAGCAGCUGAUGAAGCUUCUAGACGGGCAGCCCGGACCGCAGCCUCCCAGACCUAAUCUCAUUAGCAGCACUCAAUUUGUGCGCACUGGGCUCGGCGCGGCCACUCUCCCGCAGCCCCUGGCUGUCCCACCACGCUGCUCCUCCCGUUCCCAUCCCCAUCCGCAUCCCCAUUCCCAUCCCCAUUCCCAUUCCCAUCCCCGCACCUCCCGGUGCUGUCGCGGCCCGGCCCGGGGAGCGGCCGCAGCAACAGGUGGGGCCUGCCGGGACCGCGGCUGAACCGAACCGAACCGACACCGGCACCGGCACCGACACCACUUCCCUCCAGCCAUGGCAGAGGCCUUGCAGGGACGCCCAGGGUCCGUCCUGGUGCCCAGGAGCUGCUGCCCCACCCGGGGAGCUGCCAGGGGCCGUGCCCAGCUGCCUGCCUGCAGGAUGACCCUCACCAGCACCACCAGCGUAGCCCAGGCCUUCUUCUGCCUCCUGCUCUGCAUCCCCUGGGGCAGCUCCUGCCCGCCCAGCUGCCAGUGCACGGAGCGGGCCGGGGCCAAGGCUGUGCUCUGCAGCUCCCAGCACCUGCAGGAGAUCCCCAAGGACAUCCCCAGGGACGCGGUGCUCCUCAAGCUGGACGCCAACAGCAUCACCAGCAUCCCCAGCAACGCCUUCAGGCGCCUGUCCCGCCUGCAGGAGAUCGACCUGUCCCGGAACGCCAUCGAGCACAUCGACAGGGCGGCCUUCAGAGGGGUGGCAGCCGGGCUGAGGAGCCUCGAUCUCUCCGGGAACCGCAUCCGCAGCAUUCCCAAGGAGGCUCUGCUGGCUCUCAGGGCCGAGCUGCGGCUGGCCGACAACCCGUGGCACUGCGGGUGCGCCCUGCAGGAGCUGCUGGGGGCGGCGCGGCUGCACCCCGGCUCGGUGCGGGACAUCACCUGCCACACGGCCCCGCGACACGAGCUCGUGGGCAAGCCGCUGCUGCAGGCGCUGGGCAGCGGCGCCAACCUCUGCAGCGUGCCACGGAGGAGCACGGACGUGGCCGUGCUGCUCGCCAUGUUCGCCUGGUUCGCCAUGCUCGCCGCUUAUCUCAUCUGCUACGUGCGGCACAACCGGGAGCGCUCCCGCGGGCACCGCGAGCGCCCGCGGGCACUGCCGGGCACACGGGGCCGGGCCGAGAGCGCCAGCACUGCCCUGUAGGGCAGGGAUGGGUGCCAGCUCCAGCAUCUUCACAUGGAGCCCAUCCAGAGACCUCCAGCACCACCCUCUAAGUCAGGGCUGGGUGCCAGCUUCAGGCUUAUCCACAGGGACCCCAUGGCAGAAAGCACCAGCACCACCCUGUAGUGAGGGAUGGGUGCCAGCCUCCAGCAUCUUUACAUGGAGCCCAUGGCAGAGAGCACCAGCCUCGGGGUCUCUGGCUGGUCAGAGUGACCCCAAAAUACACCAGGAAAGUGUGACAGUGUU
Zonotrichia leucophrys gambelii is the source of this 1730-nucleotide messenger RNA. It is a transcript of the gene LRRC3, whose product is annotated as leucine rich repeat containing 3. NCBI's taxonomy places the organism in Eukaryota, Metazoa, Chordata, Aves, Passeriformes, Passerellidae. The record is from RefSeq and is a predicted model, not a curated record. Gene Ontology annotation, molecular function: protein binding. The transcript is spliced from 2 exons. Bases 609 to 1466 code for a protein of 285 amino acids.